Eruca vesicaria subsp. sativa (arugula) is the source of this 336-nucleotide messenger RNA. NCBI's taxonomy places the organism in Eukaryota, Viridiplantae, Streptophyta, Magnoliopsida, Brassicales, Brassicaceae. The record is from the annotation of a GenBank genome assembly.
AUGGAGCCUGCCAGCUCACCAUUGGUAGCAGAGGUAAUGGCACUGUGGUCAGCAGUUCAACAACUUCAUAGAUUGUCGUAUACCAAAGUAAUAUUUCUAGGGGAUUGCUUGAAGCUGAUAAAAAUAUUGUAUGAUAAAACUGGAGGAAACCACGACCAAAGAGAGCACAUUCCUGAUGUGAUUAACAUAAUACAAGACAUAGGAGUGAUAGCAAAAAAAAAUGUAGUUUUAGUUUUGAGACAUGUCCCUAGAAAACUAAUAGAUGUUGUUGACAAAUUAGCCAAGGAAGCUAGAGUUAAUGAUAGAGAUUAUAUAAUUUCUUGGCUAAACUUUUAG